Cyprinus carpio (common carp) is the source of this 1669-nucleotide messenger RNA. RefSeq lists its product as uncharacterized. Gene Ontology annotation, biological process: regulation of transcription by RNA polymerase II. Gene Ontology annotation, cellular component: nucleus. NCBI's taxonomy places the organism in Eukaryota, Metazoa, Chordata, Actinopteri, Cypriniformes, Cyprinidae. The record is from RefSeq and is a predicted model, not a curated record. Gene Ontology annotation, molecular function: DNA-binding transcription factor activity, RNA polymerase II-specific; RNA polymerase II transcription regulatory region sequence-specific DNA binding.
CAAUGAAGGUUUGCAAUAUUCCCAUCAUCAGAAGAGGAACUCUGGCUCUGUAACAUACCAUGGUAAAGACUGAGUUUAUUAAAGAGGAGAUUGAUAACAUGAGCGAUCCAGUGAAUCAUGAAGAUGCUGAGGAACAAACAGAUCGGAUGGAGGUGAAAAUGAUAAAACAAGAGCUAAAUGAGGAGGAGGAGGAGCAUCGUAACUUUAAAACCCAAAGAAUAGAAUCAAAAAAGCGGCACACCUGCUCGCAGUGCGGAAAGAGUUUCAGACUUAAAUCAGGUCUGAGUAAUCACAUGUGGCACCACUCCGGAGAAAAGCUGUUUAAGUGUGAUCAGUGCGGUAAAAAAUAUUCCUCGUUAUCAAAUCUGAAAGUUCAUCUGAAACUUCACUCGGAUGAGAAGCCUUACGUGUGCUCUGUCUGUGGAAAGGGUUUCGCUCGGCUUAACUCUCGUAAUCAGCAUCAGAAAACACACGGUGGUGUGAGAGACCACGUGUGUCGCGAGUGUGGGCGGAGCUUCACUACAGCUGCACAGCUGAAGCAGCAUCAGAGAAUACACACCGGAGAAAAACCCUACAAGUGCUCGUAUUGUGACAAGAGCUUCUCUCAGCCUGGGAACCUGAAAUCACACGAGCGAGUUCACACGGGAGAGAAGCCGCACCGAUGCGCUCAGUGUGGCAAGAGUUUCAAACAAUCAGCUCUUCUCAAUUAUCACAUGCACGUGCACUCUGGAGAAAAGCCAUUUCGGUGUGAUCAGUGUGGUAAGGAGUUUUAUUCGUCAUCAAAUCUGAAGAAACACCUGAUAAUCCAUACAGACCAGAGGCCUUAUGUGUGUUCCUAUUGUGGGAAGAGCUUUCCACUGUUAGUCAAUUGUAAUCGGCAUCAGAAGAUACACACCGGUGAGAAAGGACACGUGUGUAGCGAGUGUGGAAAGAGCUUUACUACAUCUGGCCAACUGAAAUACCACCAGAGAAUUCACUCCGGAGAAAAGCCGUACGAGUGUGCGUACUGUGAGAGGAGAUUCCCUCAGUAUUCACAGCAGAAAUCGCAUGAACGAAUUCACACUGGAGAGAAGCCUUACAGCUGCACUCAGUGUGGAGACCGUUUCAGACAUUCAAGCUCUUUGGUGCUUCAUAUGAAAAAGCAUUUCCCGUCGAGUCCCAUCCAUUCCUCCAGUUAGUGAGCUUUCAGGUGCUUUGAGGGCAUGACAGAUAUUCAUGCAUUUAGAUCAGCAAAGUGAUCGCAGUGUGAGAAUAGUGCAAAAGCUUGAAGGCACUGAAGAAUAAAAAUGUUUAAGUAAAAGUCAAUAAAAUAUGAGUGCUUCGGCAACAUUUUACAUUAUUCUGUGGCACUGUGAGCAAGUGUUUUCUUCAGAUCCUGUGUUUUAAUUAAACAGUGUGAGAUUUAGAUAAAGUGCAUGUGUAAAAAUACAAUAAACUUGAGUUGUUUAAAAACUGUUUGUGCACCAGAAGUUGUCUGUAGGCUCUGUAUAAUGGCAAAAUAUUAAUAUCAUUGCACUGAACAUCUCUGAUUAUGUGUGAUAUUAAGUAAUUGGUAACACUUUAGAAUAAGGUUCCGUUAGUUAAUGUUAGUAUGUAAUAGAUUAGAAAUUAGUUUUGUUUCAUGUACACGAUUUGACCAGCUGGUGUUUCUUUCGCUGGCUUUGAAUCA